UAUCGAUUCGUCAAAUACGUUUAUAUCAAAGUAUCUAUUCGUAGCGCAAUGUAUUGGUAGAAAUUUUAUUCAACUUCAAGAAAAUGGCUCACAACAAAGUAACCGUGGUUUUAUUUUCAUUGAUAUGCAUAUCAACAGUUACUUAUGCAACUCAAAGUACAGAAACAGAAACCGAUUUCCCAUCAGAAUACAUCGCAAAAUCAAUCGAAAAAUCGAUAGCCACAGUAUUCACAAGCAUAGAUUCCAACGUGAUAAACGAAUUAAUCGAUAGUAUUGACAAUUCCAACGCAACCAAUUUUGAAACCAACAUCAAUAGCGGUGAGAAAACUUCCGACAAUAAAUUCUACUACAGUGGAGUCAAUGUCUCGGUAUUGUACUAUGGAUAUCCCGAAGCACAUUUUGAUUUCGCCACAAAUAAACUGGUCAUAUUCAAUUCCGAAUUUACCGUUAGAGUAGAAGGCUACCUGGGGUCAGUCAAAGAAAUCGCUCUGGCUGGCUUUAUACGCUCACUCGACUUCACCAAUAUCACAAUAAAAGCGCAAAAAUCACCUGAGAAUAUUUCCGAUGACAAAUUUCAAAUCAGUAUUACCUACGAUGAUGUAAACUUUAAUUACAUUUACUCUCCCUGGUUUCAAGAAUAUUUAACAUCCGAAGAACAACAAAAACUAGCUGAAAAAAUCGUACGCACGUUACCUCUCGUACUCCUCGACAACAUCAAUCAAAACGAGCAGUUCCUCGAAGUUCUCAACAGAACUUUUAGCAAACAGAUGUUCAAAAGAGAGAUGGCCUUGAGCUGUCCCGAUUUCUUCAACCAUGAAGAAAAAUUCUACUACCGAGCGCAAAACGUAUCGUCUUUCCGCGUAACUUUGGGCAAUAUCACCGUCAAAGGGUUAAUGAACUUCGUUUCGGUCAAAUUCGAUCGUGCUUUGGGACACCUAACUAACACACUGGAGAUUGAGAACGUCCGAGGAAAAGCUAUAUUACGCUAUGAUGGUGAAAAUUCGACUGCUUUUGAAUUAGACUUCGAAACCGAGCGAAUUUCGAUGUCGGUUAAUGGAGCAAUGCAAAGAGUGUAUGUAGAAGCUCGUAACUAUUCGGUAAUUGAUACCAAACGUAAUGUUUCGUUGUCGCAAAGUCAGUCUGGUUGGAUUAUGGAAGGGAUUGGACAGGCAAUCGCUGCAUCGACGCUGCCAUCGAUGAAAAUUUGCAGAAGCAAAGCUGAACUUUCCGGCCAACACGAAACGGUCCAUCCACUCACACAACUAUUCACUGAAAUAUCCGAAAAAUUCCACUGGAAUAUUAUUAACGAAUCGUACAGCCAGUGGACUCCAUUCGACGGCAAUUACACCACGACAAAGAUGAAUUUCAAUUCAGAAUCUCAUAAAUACAACAUUUCUAUUCAUAAUUUAAUUCUCGAUCCCGGUUUAUCAACUCAUUAUCCUUAUCAAGUCGAAUGUUAUUUCUUCGAGACUUUAAAGGUAGUCUAUUACAUAGAAGGUAGCGCAAAUGGAACCAUUCGUCUUCAAAACAACGCCAAUGACACGGUCGAUAUUGAUUUCCAAGCCCAACUCUCUUUCGCCGACCAAAUCAUCAAACGUGAACCGAACGGUGCACACGAAUUCAAAAUGUGGCUCGCAUUCUACUCAGAUCCUAUUUCAAUCACUCUAUGUCUACUGCCUGCCAACACGAAUUACACACUCGAAGACUCGGAUAUACUCGAAAUAACCAACAUAAUAAACGAUACACUAAUCUCAAUGACUAGAGAAAUAAUGCUCCACAACUCGAAACCUCUGCUCUCGGCACGCCUGGAUUUAUGCAUGAUUCCGAAUCAAAUAGUUGACAAUUUCUUGCCACCUUUCGCCGAUUACCAAGUCCCAUACGUAGCUGAGGGUAAAGGAAUCUACGGAGGGAGACAUUUCACGUCGAAAAUAUACAACAUUUCGUUAAACGGAUUAUCACAUUUCGAUUUAGUUCGAGUCGCGUUCAAUAGAGACGAUAUGCCCAAUUUCAUUUCCAGCAGUUCCAGCGAAGAAGACGUUGGCUCGUUUGUCGAGUUCCCGAUUUACAAUAUCACCGGUCGAAUGAACUUUAACGAUUCUUCGGUCAAGUUUAACGAGCUUUUGCUAGAACGUCUCGAUGAGUUGUCCAUGGUGAACGCUACCAAUACAGGAAUGAUUAGCUUGUUCCCUAGUCAUAAGUAUAAAAUUACUCCUGUGCCGGAAGAUCCGAGAUUUUCGUGUCACGAUUCGAUGUGGAUUAUGGAGAAAAUCGAAGAUAUCGUUGAGAAUUCGUUGAGUAAGAAGAGUGAUGAUUUUUUAUACCCGAUGGCGUGAGUCGAAUUUAAUUAGGGAAAAUUCGAGUAUUCGUCUAAAAACUCAUUUAAUUAAGGUACUUAAUUUGAUAGAUCAAAAAAAUGUUAGUUUUUAAAAUAAAAUACUGUUAAUUUUUUA
This is a messenger RNA of Planococcus citri (citrus mealybug), 2450 nucleotides long. RefSeq lists its product as uncharacterized. The record is from RefSeq and is a predicted model, not a curated record. The transcript has 7 exons. The coding region runs from base 84 to 2333 and encodes 749 amino acids. Lineage: Eukaryota; Metazoa; Arthropoda; Insecta; Hemiptera; Pseudococcidae.